Cavia porcellus (domestic guinea pig) is the source of this 1170-nucleotide messenger RNA. It is a transcript of the gene Apoc4, whose product is annotated as apolipoprotein C4. The transcript is spliced from 4 exons. The record is from RefSeq and is a predicted model, not a curated record. Gene Ontology annotation, biological process: triglyceride homeostasis; positive regulation of triglyceride storage. Bases 1 to 894 code for a protein of 297 amino acids. Lineage: Eukaryota; Metazoa; Chordata; Mammalia; Rodentia; Caviidae. Gene Ontology annotation, cellular component: high-density lipoprotein particle; very-low-density lipoprotein particle.
AUGCCUGGUAUGUUCAAUCAGUGCCCUCAAAUUGUCACUGUCACCUGGGCCCUUCUUUCUAAAGUCCCUGGCAAGGGCGUGGGUGGUAGCCAGGGGAGGGCUCAGCUCGGUGCCGUUUUUCCGUCCCAAGGCCUGGAGUGCCAAGUGCAGCAGGACACAGACACAGCCCCAGAGACGCGGCUCCUGAGACCCAGGCUCCAGGCCCUGCCCGCCCUCUGCCUCUGUGUGCUGGCCCUGAUCUGUGCUGUGGGUGAGGAGGGGGGCAGUAUGGCGACCGCAGAAGAGGGCCAUGGGGGUGGAUGUGCGUCCUGUGGCUGGUCCCACGCAUCUGUGGAAGACCUGAGCCCUGAGACAGACCCUGAGGCGAGCAGCUGGGGCCUGAGCAGGCUGAGGGGGCUGGUGGAGCUCAUGGUGAUCAGGACCAGAGAGAGGUGGCAAUGGUUCUGGAGCCCUGGAGUCUUCCAGGACUUCAUGCAGACCUACUACGAGGACCACUUGAAAGACCUGGGUCCCCGCACGCAGGCCUGGCUCACCCAGUCCAAGGACAGCCUCCUGAACAAGACCCUCAGCCUGUGCCCCAGGCUCCUCUGCAGGGGCCGGGCUCAGGACUCGUGUGCUCCUGCUGCCCCCCUGCCCACAAUAAAGAUUUCCUCUCUGUGUGGGUCUGCAUCCCUCCGUGCUGUCCUCUCCCCACUCACAUCUGGGGAUUCAGGGGUGGAAGGGGUUACACUUGGCCAGGGAGGAGCAGUAGGGGCUUUGGGAGCAGAGUCAGAAAAAUCUCACAUCCCACAGAAUAAAAUGGGGAAAAAAAAAGAAAGAUCUCACACACACACACACACACACACACACACACACACACGCGCGCGCGCGCGCGCGUGCACGCAGGCACUGUGAGCUCGCAAGGGCGGCAAGCUUUAGAGCAUUUCACUGUGGAAGUGGUAAACCUGGUAUACAGUUAUAAUCCCAGCACUCGGGAGGCUGAGGCAGGGGAAUCAUUGCAAGUUCAAGACCAGCCUGGGCUGCAGAGUGAGGCCUGGCUGAACUGCAGAGCAAGCGAGACUCUGUCUCAAGAAGACCAAAAGGGAGAGGGGGUGGGAGUAGGGAGAAAUGAGAACGGGAAGCCUGGAGAGCUGGUAGGGCAAAUAGGCCCCAGGGUGUCCCCGCUCUCUU